AACCUGAUCACUACCUUCAAGCUAAUAAUAAAAAAUAUUAAGGAUUCUUCAAUUCUACCUAAACAAAGGGGACGAACAUGACCUCGCUGCCGUACGCCGACGUCGACUUCAGCCUCCGAUCCAUUGCCGGCCGUGCAGAGGGAUUCGGCCGUUUCGCCAUUGGUGGCCUCCAUGGUCCGCUCUAUUACGUCACCACAUUGGCCGAUGAUGGUCCUGGAUCGCUCCGUGAGGGUUGCAGAAGAAGACAACCACUAUGGAUUGUUUUUGAGGUUUCGGGUACCAUUCAUCUUUCAUCAUACUUAAGUGUGUCUUCUUAUAAGACAAUAGAUGGCAGGGGUCAAAGGGUUAAGCUCACUGGCAAGGGCUUAAGAUUGAAAGAAUGUGAACAUAUUAUCAUCUGUAACCUUGAGUUUGAAGGUGGUAGAGGACAUGAUGUUGACGGCAUUCAAAUAAAGCCAAAUUCUAGGCACAUUUGGAUAGAUCGAUGCAGCCUUCGUGAUUAUGAUGAUGGACUUAUUGAUAUCACCAGACAAAGCACCGAUAUCACUGUUUCGAGAUGUUACUUUGCACAGCAUGACAAGACAAUGCUUAUUGGAGCAGACCCCUCUCAUGUUGGUGAUAGAUGCAUCCGAGUAACAAUUCACCAUUGUUUUUUUGAUGGAACACGGCAAAGACAACCUCGGCUUAGAUUUGGGAAAGUUCAUUUGUACAACAAUUACACAAGGAAUUGGGGAAUUUACGCUGUUUGUGCAAGUGUAGAAUCUCAGAUAUUUUCUCAAUACAAUAUAUAUGAAGCAGGACAGAAGAAAAAGACCUUUGAAUAUUAUACAGAGAAGGCAGCAGACAAGGAAGAGGCCAAGUCUGGUUUAAUAAUAUCUGAAGGAGAUGUAUUCCUUAAUGGAGCUCAGUCAUGCUUAUUAACCGGUGUUGGUGAAGAAUGUGUGUUCCAUCCAAGUGAAUAUUAUCCAACAUGGACACUAGAAGCUCCAUCAGAUUCCCUGAAAGCUGUUGUCCAAAUCUGUGCAGGUUGGCAGUCUAUUCCUCGACCAGAAGAGAUGAUCAUACAGUAGUUGUAUGGUUCCUGAUGAUUUUGUUUGCAUCACUUGCCCGUUUGGAUGUAUCUAUUUUUCAUUUCUUUCCCCAAGAGAGUUAUUGGGCUCUUUCCCUCUAUUUUUAGGAGGAAAAGAAAAUAUUGAGGUUUGAAGUUUUUGUUCUUAUACCUAUUUAUCCAAAUAUGACAAUUAUAUUAUAUUUUAUGUACAAAAAUAUUUUUUUUUAAAUAAAUAUUGAUUCUGAUU
Molecule: messenger RNA, 1298 nt
Organism: Hevea brasiliensis (rubber tree)
Lineage: Eukaryota; Viridiplantae; Streptophyta; Magnoliopsida; Malpighiales; Euphorbiaceae
Product: probable pectate lyase 4
Exons: 5
Coding region: 78-1070 (330 amino acids)
Molecular function (GO): pectate lyase activity
Source: RefSeq, a predicted model, not a curated record